This is a messenger RNA of Amoebophrya sp. A120, 788 nucleotides long. The record is from the annotation of a GenBank genome assembly. Lineage: Eukaryota; Dinophyceae; Syndiniales; Amoebophryaceae.
AUGAACCUCUCUUCCACCGUCCGCAUCACAAACAACCUGAGCGUCCCCAUUGUGGUGCGCAGCAGUCUCCAGAUGCUCACGCAGGUUCUAGUAAUUCCCGCCAAGGGCCAGGAGUGGGUGCCGCUCCCCUGGCUUUUCCCUGAGGAGUUUUACUUCGUCACCGGCUUGAGCGCGGCGAACAUGUCUCUGGCGACCAACAAGGGGCUGCAAGCGCUUGCAAAGCAGGACGACCAAACACAAGAAUUUGGCCUAGAUUUGGACACCUUUCGCAAGAGUGUACCGAACGCACAGUCGCGGGCCACUGUAGCGCCGACGCCGGGUGCCUUCGCACCCUUCAGCACCGCCGCGGCAACCGUCUUUCCACAAGAGGGUCUCCGGCAGGCCGAGAACGUGGCAAAGAUUCUUGCUAACCUGCCCUGGGACAUCGUGACAGCGCAGGACGAAGUGGACGAGACUGACAUGCGGUCCGGCUCGAAAAGCAAAAAGAACCGGUGUCACGAAUGCUGCUGCGGGGAGAGUCGCGCGAGAAGCUCGGAACAGCACGUGGGGAAGGUGCACAGCAUUUCGCGGGACGAAGAUGGCAUGGUGUCGCCGACAUGGCGACAAGAUGAUCUGGACUUGCGCCACAAGACCAUACUAGGCGCAACGCCAGGCAGUGACCGCAGCUCCCCCCUGCAUGGGUCGCAGAUGACAGAUUCCCCGACCACCGUUGGUCAUCGUGACAGCGAUGCCGAGUUCGAAGCCGAUUUGAAUUCCCGGAGGAGGUCUCGGUGCAGCAAAUGCGGGGG